This is a messenger RNA of Trichosurus vulpecula (common brushtail), 3390 nucleotides long. It is a transcript of the gene BEND6, whose product is annotated as BEN domain containing 6. The transcript is spliced from 9 exons. Gene Ontology annotation, molecular function: DNA binding; transcription corepressor activity. The record is from RefSeq and is a predicted model, not a curated record. The coding region runs from base 198 to 1361 and encodes 387 amino acids. NCBI's taxonomy places the organism in Eukaryota, Metazoa, Chordata, Mammalia, Diprotodontia, Phalangeridae. Gene Ontology annotation, biological process: positive regulation of neuron differentiation; negative regulation of Notch signaling pathway. Gene Ontology annotation, cellular component: nucleus.
GGGGGAGAGCGAACAUGGCUGCUUCAAGGGAGGUACACUGAGUCCUGAGCAGCGCACGACUUCGAAAGGCUUUCGGAAGCCCCUCUGGGGGGGCCCUGCCCGCGGCCAGGAGGCUUGGGCUUUGCUGCAAGCCCCUCAGGCAGGAAGGAUCCGGCCCUGACCUAUACACAACUCUCUGACAAAAGAAAUUUACGAAGAUGAAAAAGUUUACACUCUUUGAUUUCACAAAUGACAACUCCCUCCGUGUGGGAGAGACUUCAUGGAUACAGGACCUUCCCAGUGAUGACACAGAAGUUGCCAGUCUACUAAACGCAAAUGAAAAUGUGUUAGUAAGCUGGCCAGUGAAAGAGAAACAGACAGAGAAACAGUUAGCGAAAGUAAUUUCCAUGAGUGAUGACCCUCAAGAGCUGGUCGAGAUUAUUCAGAAGAUCUUAGAAGCAAAUGAAAAGACAGAAAUACAAGGACUUCAAAGAGGAAAAAGGAAACAAACUGAAACAGCAAACAAUGAAGAGAAGGAAACUGAUCAAGAGCAGGAUCAGAUAACAGAGAAUGCAAAAAGAAAAAAGUCCCUACAAGAUUCUUCUCCUGCCAACAUAUUGAAUCAAAUGGAAACACCUGUGAUGGACAAACUGCAAGAACCUUCUUCUGGAACUGCCUUUCUGCCCACUGAAAGCAGCAGUGAUGAUGAAGAGUCUUUAAUCCAGUUAUCGAAAGUGGAAUUGUGUGCCAAAAUAAAAAAUCUGAAACAGAAACUCUCUGACACCAUGACAGAAAACUGCCGUCUUCGGCAGUCACUGGUCACACUUCAAGUGUUACCCCAGGCAGUUACCCACUUUGAAGAGCUAGUGGGCAUGGCAGAAUCGCUGCUUAAAAGGGGAGGAGCCCCUUCUGCAUCCGGCCUUCAAUCCCAAGGCAUCUGGAAGGCUACAGGAAAUUCGAUACCAGAUUCUUAUUCGACACUGGACAGUAAUUCCACAUCAUUUCUCUCCUCGACGGUGGAGGAGGAUGAGCAGACCGUUGACAAAGAGUUCAAGAUUGAAAAAUGGCAGAUUGCCCUUUGCAACAAGAGCAAGCCUCAGAAAUUUAUAAAUGAUAUAAUGCAAGCACUUUAUACCAACGAAUAUAUGGCAACACAUAGCUUAACAGGGGCAAAAUCCUCUUCCUCUAAGGAGAGAGCAGCAAAGCCAGCUAUGAAUCAAAAUGAAGUCCAGGAAAUCAUAGGGGUCACAAAAGAGUUAUUUCCCAACACAGAUGAUGCUUUAAUUAGGAGAAUGAUGGGUCAAAAGUUAAAUAACUGUACUAAGAGGCCAAUUUUAAGCCAAGAUCUUAAUCUCCAUGUUUUUAGGAAGCAUGCCUUUUGAACAAUUGGUAAUAUGGAAAAACCGACAACUACACAUACAGUAUUUGUAUGGAAACAUAUACGAAGUGAUCCGGUAUGGAACAGCUACAGUAUGACCUGGGCCUUUCUGAUGAAGAAACACAAGUUACAGAAAGAACUCAAUGUUGUACCCCAGAUCGUCAAGCCAGAGAAUUUGGAGAAAUGUAACUUGUUCAAAUAAGAAUAAAUAUGUAGUACAGGUUACUCUGGAAUAUUUAUAUUUCUUAAUAUAUGUGCAUAUAUGUCUCUGUUCAACUCAUUUGCUAGUGACUGUGAGCACAAUUAUUACUAUAUUAUUACUUACUCUAAGAACCUUUAAUGACAAGGAUUCCUUAAGUAAAAAUUUUAAAAAAAAUUAGGUUGCUGAUUUAAAGUAUUUGAAAAAUUAUCGCCAUGGCAAAACUAAGCAUUCUGAUAUUUACUCCUCAUAUAAAAGUCUCCUUAUUUAGAGUUUUCUACCCUGGAAUUUAGAUUUAUACUCUCUCACUAAGCAAAGAAAGUCUGUAUUGGGCUAUCUUUAAUGCUUCAUGAAUUAAUUAAAGAUAAUAUUAGAAAGAUAAUGUGUGUUAUGGAGAAAUGUCAUUGGGGCAUUUUGAUUACAAAAUUAUUCAUAGCUAUUUAAAAUACAUAAAAUAAAAAGUUGGAACAGAAGAGUGGUAGAAAUAUUACACUGUUGUUUUCAAAUAUUUUGUGUUUAUUUUAUCCUGACAAUGAAGAAAGUUAACCUUUUUUGUUAAUAUUAGAAAUAUAGCAUCAACUUUCAACAUAAACUUUAAAAUAUUUACUGGUCAUGAUUUUUACAUUGACUUUUCACUUUCUAAAUUUUAAAUGGGUCCAAAAAAUACAAACCUAAUGUAUAUCAGCAUGAUCAGUUUCAUAGUUAUUGUAUUUUUACUUGGAUGAAUCUAGGAGCUCAUUCUUCCACUGGUGCAGAUUUCACCCCAUCCAGGCCUUUUUCUCUUCUGUGAUUCUUGUCCAUGUCCUUCCAUGAAUUUGACAUAGAGGCUGAAGACCUUCAAAUGUGCUUGAGAUCUUCCACUGUGUUCAUGAAUACCAGCAUAACAUCUGAGUUUUCCAUCUGUUAUAUUUCAGUCUUGCUAUAUAACUAUACUCAAUAUUAAUUAAUUUAUCUUAACUGUGCCAGAAGAAAAAGUUUUAAAUCUUUUGUUUUUAAAAAAGAGGACAAGAACACAAAAGUAGCAUGAAUUUAUUUGGGGAUCCCAUAUGGGGAUGAACACCAUUUUGAAAACUGAUAUAACAAAGUUUAUAGAAAAAUGGUACAUUUUUCAAUAGAAGCUUAAUCACUUUAUUUAUGCUUUUCACACCUAAUUAUGCUAAUUCCCAAACUCUUUCAUGUGCAAGGUUACUGCUUUAAGCUUACAGUUUGUGAGUUAUAUAAAUACGAGCCUACUGCCAUGUACUCUAUAGAAAUUUAAUAAAAGUUUCUUGAUGAUGACAGUAUGAUUAUACAGUAAACAUUCGCAAGUUUCUGUGCCAAUGAAAAAAAACCUCUGUUUAGAGAGAAUGAAUUAUGCAAGUUUGGUUGGGGAAUAAGGCUUUGACAUUUAAAAGGAUCUAUAAUAAAGAUAAUGUAUUUUUUUAAUGUACAGUAAAGGCUUUUUAGACUGAUGUUUGUUACUCACUCCAAGAUGCAUUAAUAAGAUUUUUUUUGGGGGGGGUUCAAUCUGGAGCUAUGAACCACAUGAGAUUUAAAAAAAAACUAUCAAGAAAGGUAAACAAAUCUGGGUUUUUUUUAAAAUGGUGUCAAGUAUAAUUAUCAUGUUUUUAAAAUGUAUUGAUUUUAUCUCUGCUUUUAGCACUUUAAAAACUCUAAUAUUUGUCACUUUCAAUUAAACCAUAGUGCCUGUCAAAAUGUAUACCUCUAAUGACAUUUUCUUAAAGACAGUAUUAAUCUCUCUCUCUCAUAAUAGUGACACUCAUCCUGUUUGCUUUUUAAAGUGGCUACUGAUAUCAGAAAUAUCAUUGUAUCACAAUUUAAAUAAAUUGCUUUU